Molecule: messenger RNA, 2392 nt
Organism: Owenia fusiformis
Lineage: Eukaryota; Metazoa; Annelida; Polychaeta; Sabellida; Oweniidae
Source: the annotation of a GenBank genome assembly
UUAUGAAUAUAAGAGAUUAUAAUUGUCCAAAUAUGACCAAACAUGAUUCAAAUCAGGUGCCUGACUGAUGGAAAAAUAAAAAAAAGAUGAGAAAAUCAGAGGAAUGUUUACCAUCUAAAAACAUUGAUUUCUUGCCGAUUUUACACUCUGAAAUCGAUACCAACCAUUCCUUAUAUAUAAUUAUUUCACAUAAAUGCAAACUUACAGGUAACGCUGUGUCAUAGCCAAAGAAAUCCUCUUCCAUUUCGAUGUUAUGUCAUUUUGAUUUUAUUUCUUGCUCCAAAAUGGACGAACAGACCGAAAGUACUCUCAAGGUCAAAAUAAUAUCCGUGUCACGUAAAUAAUGAUGCAUAAAUACAUUUCAUUCUAAAUCAAAACGAAUGCAGGAUAUGCAUAAAUUAAGUUAAGUAUAAAAUGAACAAUGUUUUUAUCACAGUUUCGAUAUGAUUAUAAAGAAUAGAUUUGUCCAGAAACCGUUUGGUUCGAGACUAUAAUUUAACGACAAAGAACGGAAAUUAACGAAUUUGAUACAAGCGAAGCAAAAAGUCAUAUAUUUCUCCAUAACCUUAGAUACAUCGCACUAAAGAUUUAGCUUGAUGAUAAAUCUAUUGUCAUAGGCUCCAAUGAUACCAUAGAUAUGGAUGAUAAUGAUGACAUUGGGUCAAAUGGACGUCCAGAAGUUUCCGGAAUUUCGGCGGUCAACAUUUCCGAUCCUUUGCCGAAUGGUGACGAUUCGGCCUUCGUAGAUGAAAAUGAAGAGCAGACAACAGUUAAUGAAAACUCGGUGCAACAUGUCACUGUAGAUGUUUCACAGGCAGAUCUAGUUGCUAAUAAUGUUCCUGUAUAUGUUGCAACUUCCCAGGGUAUAUUAUCAGCUGAACAACUAAAGACCACACACAUUGUUAUCCAUGAUCAGUCAAUGACUGUAUCAAACGGCCCUCCAAACUCAUCACUUGUACAAUCUCCACUAAAUAGCCCUGGACUUCCACCACCAACUCCAGCUACUCCCCUUAGCAGAGAGAAAGGAUUCAAAUAUCAAUGGGACGAUUCAGCGUUUCUAGCAACCCUUCCUAUUCGCUGUAAAAACACAAGCGGUGAACUUCACAAAGACAAGUUUGGUUCAGGUGGGCGGGGCAAGUGUAUAAAGACAGAUAAUGACCCAAACUGGUACACACCUACAGAAUUUGAAUCUGUUUGUGGGCGUGGGAGUAGCAAAGACUGGAAACGAAGUAUUCGAUAUGGAGGUAGAAUUCUCCAGUGUUUAAUUGAGGAUGGGAUCCUACAACCCCAUGCUACAUCUUGUACUUGUGCAGCUUGUUGUGAUGACAUCACAGUGACGGGUCCAGUCAGACUAUUCCAGCCCUACAAGAGGCGAAAGCGUGAAAGUUCAAGUACAUCAGGACUUGGGACACCUAUAAAGAAAGCUCGCCAGCCCAAAAUUCCAUCCCCAUUGGUGAAAGAUGCAACAUCAGUGAUGGCGGUUAAGCUUCCAACCAAUCAAGGCAACCAGCAACAGGCACAUCCCAUCCAAAUAGCUAGUUCAGAGACAGGUGAAAUCCUACAGAUCCUAGCAACAGAUUCGAGUGGAAAUAUACUAGCCACAGCUGGUGGCGAGUACCAAGACACCCAAGUUGUUGUGACUGCAGGUGGGAGCUCUACAGCAACUAGCCCUGCCAAGACCAAUGGCAUCACUAUACAGACCAACACGUCAAACAUCAGUGUUUCUCCAGAUGUGGCGGAACAGAAACACUGGUGGCAACUUGAAGAGAUGGCUAAUAACCUGAUCAGCAUGGCUCAACAGUUAAAGACACAGAUUGAGGAUGCAAAACAACAGAGUAUGGAACUAAGGGAGACAUCUAUUAAUCAACUGAAGGCUCAGUUCGAACGUGAAAAACAAGAAGCUAUAAGUGCUAUGAGGAUAGAAGGUCAGAUGAAUCUCUCAAGGACUGUUAUAGAGGAAAGGACCCAGAAAGAAAUAGCAUUACAAAAUGCAUUUGCUCAGGCAAGAGCUGAAAUGAAUGAAAGUGUGAGCGAUGUGGCUGAUAAAGUCACGUAUAGUGUCACAUGGGCACCACCUACAUCACAUAGAGAUAUAGGAACAAUUAUUGAUGGGGAGGACUCAGACCAAGAAAAAGAGAAAGAGUGAAUCUAAUUAAUACUUAAGUAUAUGGAUGUAGUCAGGUAGUACACCCACAAAUGUAAAUUUUGGUACCUGUGUACAAAGCAGGGUUAAGUCGCUUUGUUAUGAAGAAUUUUGAUAAAAAAAACUUUGCAACGAAGGACUUUGUGCCUGUGUAUCACCUCAAAAAUCCUUCUUUGUGGAGUUUUUUUUGUCAAACUGUUACAUAAUAAAGCAACUAAGUUGCUGUAUAAGUCUAAUCAAUCUGGGAGG